Molecule: messenger RNA, 5635 nt
Organism: Haplochromis burtoni (Burton's mouthbrooder)
Lineage: Eukaryota; Metazoa; Chordata; Actinopteri; Cichliformes; Cichlidae
Product: SLIT-ROBO Rho GTPase-activating protein 3
Exons: 22
Coding region: 495-3824 (1109 amino acids)
Biological process (GO): signal transduction; negative regulation of cell migration
Cellular component (GO): cytoplasm
Molecular function (GO): protein binding
Source: RefSeq, a predicted model, not a curated record
AAGAAAAGUGGUGAGGGAAGAAGGGAGGGAGCUGGAGGAGGAGGAGCCUCGCGUUGACUUUCACAUCCAUUCAGCCUUUUUUGCUGCAGCAUUGAACUUGCAGAGAGAGCGAGAAAGGGUGAAAAAGGGCAGUCUGGACGUGCAGAAGGCGCUCUGUGCUAUUAUCACUGGGACUAGUAGGUUUCCUUGCCGAGGCUUUAUGAAAUGUAAAAAAGGGGACCGCUUUGCGAUUCACUGAGGAGUGUUGCUGAAGAGGAGGGGCUGGGGACCAAGAGAAUAAUUAUGCACUUUUAGAUCGACGUCGCCCUGAACGCAGCGCAGCAACAUCGCAGAACCUCAAGUGUGUUUAAUCUCCGAAGUUGUGUGUGUCAAGCGGGCGAUGAUUCACGUCUGAUUGUUGCUGUACUAUAUGGAGAGGACUGCACAAGGGCUAACGCUGCAUCGUGGCUACUGAGAUUCCUGCCUGAGGAUUGCACAAUCUGUUCUCCCCAAAAAUGUCAUCUCAGGCGAAAGUCAAGAAGGACAAAGAGAUUAUUGCCGAAUAUGAGACCCAAGUGAAAGAGAUCCGUAACCAGCUGGUGGAGCAGUUCCGCUGUCUGGAGCAGCAGUCCGAGUCCCGGCUGCAGCUGCUGCAGGACCUGCAGGAGUUCUUCCGCAGAAAGGCCGAGCUCCAGCUUGAGUACUCCAGAGGCCUGGACAAACUGGCUGAGCGCUACUCCUCCAAGAUCCGCUCCUCCAGAGAGCACCAGCACUUCAAGAAAGAUCAAAAUCUCCUCUCCACUGUGAACUGCUGGUAUUUGGUCUUGGAUCAAACCCGACGCGAGAGCAAAGACCACGCCACACUCAGCGACAUCUACAACAACAACGUCAUUGUCCGUUUGGCGCACGUGGGUGAAGAUGUCAUCAGACUUUUCAAAAAGAGUAAAGACAUCGGCGUACAGAUGCAUGAAGAGUUAGUGAAAGUCACCAAUGAACUGUACACGGUGAUGAAGACAUACCACAUGUACCACACUGAGAGUCUCAGUGCUGAGAGCAAACUGAAGGAGGCAGAAAAGCAGGAGGAGAAGCACAUUGGCAAGGCUAAUGACAUUGGCCUGCGUUAUGGCUACGAUGAUCGUCCACAGCGUCGAAGUUCUGUAAAGAAGAUGGAGAAACUGAAGGAGAAGAGACAAGCCAAGUACUCUGAAAACAAGAUGAAAUGCACAAAGGCCCGGAAUGACUAUCUUCUCAAUCUGGCAGCUACUAAUGCCCUGGUGGCCAAAUACUACAUCCACGAUGUCUCAGACAUGAUAGAUUGUUGCGACUUAGGGUACCAUGCAAGCUUAGCACGCACCUUGAGAACCUACCUUUCUGCAGAAUAUAGUCUAGAAACUUCUCGGCACGAAGGGUUGGACUUAUUGGAGGGAGCAGUGGAUGCCAUGGACACCAGAGGAGACAAGCUGAAGUUUAUGGACACACAUUGCCAGAUCUUCUGUCCUCCUGCAUGCUUUGACUAUCAGCCACACAUGGGAGAUGAGGUGUGUCAAGUGAGUGCACAGCAGCCUGUCCAGACAGAACUCUUGAUGCGCUACCACCAGCUGCAAUCACGUCUGGCCACACUAAAAAUAGAAAAUGAAGAGGUGAGGAAGACUCUUGACGCCACCUUGCAGACCCUCCAUGAUAUGCUUACUGUGGAGGACUUUGAUGUUUCAGAGGCUUUCCAGCACAGCCAAUCCACAGAGUCUGUGAAAUCAGCCUCAUCUGACUCUUACAUGAGCAAGGCAAACAUCGCCAAAAGACGAGCCAAUCAACAAGAGACUGAGGGCUUCUACUUUACUAAAUACAAGGAGUACUUGAAUGGCAGCAAUCUCAUUGUCAAACUGCAGGCUAAGCAUGACCUUCUGAAGCAGACGCUAGGAGAAGGGGAGAGGGCUGAAUAUGGAACAACGAGGCCCCCAACUCUUCCCCCUAAACCCCAGAGAAUGCGGAAGUGUAGACCUCGCUCCAUUUUUAACCCUAGGCUGUUUAACGGCAAUAUGGAGGCCUUCAUUCAGGAUUCAGGCCAGCCUAUACCAGCGGUGGUUGAGAGCUGUAUUCGAUACAUCAACCUGUAUGGUCUUCAGCAGCAAGGUAUAUUUCGAGUUCCAGGAUCCCAGGUCGAAGUCAAUGAUAUUAAAAAUGCAUUUGAAAGAGGAGAAGAUCCACUGAUGGAUGAUCAGACAGAUCAUGAUAUUAACUCUGUGGCGGGAGUUCUUAAGCUUUACUUCCGGGGGUUGGAAAACCCCCUGUUCCCUAAAGAGCGUUUCGCCGACCUCAUAUCCACUACCAAGCUUGACUCUGGUGCAGAAAGAGCUCAUCACCUUCAGCAGAUAAUCGUGACUCUUCCGCGGCCUGUGAUCAUCGUCAUGAGAUACCUGUUUGCAUUUCUAAACCAUCUUUCCCAGUACAGCGAUGAGAACAUGAUGGACCCCUACAAUCUCGCUAUUUGCUUUGGCCCCACACUGAUGCCCAUACCAGAUGACCAAGAUCCUGUGGCCUGCCAAGCACAUGUUAAUGAGAUCAUUAAGACAAUCAUCAUCCACCAUGAGGUCAUCUUUCCAACCCAGCGAGAACUGGAGGGACCUGUGUAUGAGAAGUGCAUGGCUGGAGGGGACGAAUACUGUGAAAGCCCCCACAGUGAACCAGGAGCUCUGGAUGAGAUUGACAAUGGUACCGGGCCUAACACAAGUGAUGAUGAAUUGGAGCAAAUCGAAGCCAUAGCCAAAUUUGACUACGUGGGCCGAAGUCCAAGAGAGCUGUCCUUUAAGAAGGGAGCCUCUCUGCUGCUCUACCUGCGAGCUUCUCAGGACUGGUGGGAAGGGCGACAUAAUGGUGUGGAUGGGCUGAUCCCACAUCAAUACAUUGUGGUACAAGACAUGGACGACGCGUUCUCAGAGAGCAUUCAUCGGACUGAGAGUGAGACCAGCAGUGGGCCGCACCACGAUGACAGAACCUCAUCAAGGAAUGAGCGUCAGUCUCCUUGUGAACACACACCUGAGAACCGCUUUGGACCAGCAUUAGGAAGGGUGCGAGUGCGAUCAGAUGGCGCUGCAGCUCCACGCCAUAGGAACGGCGCCGACAGCCUGAGCCCCACCAGAGCUGCUGAUCUACCCCCCAGGGUUAUGCCUCGCCCCCAGAGUCCACACAAAAUAGCUGUCAGCAGGGGUCUAACUGACAGUCCUGAGAAACGCCGUCUCACCACAUUUGGCAGUGCUGGCUGCAUUAGCCACCCUGAUAGAAAGGCGUUUGUCGACAGCCACUCUCAAAGAUCAUCACCAAGCACCACCCGGCAUGCAAGUUUAGGAGACCACAAGGCUCUUGAGACCGAGGCACUCGCUGAGGAUAUAGAGAAAACAAUGAAUACAGCCCUGCAUGAGUUGCGUGAGUUGGAGAGGCAGAAUGUAGCCAAGCACGCGCCUGACGUUGUGCUCGACACAUUGGAGCCGCUUAAGCACCCUGGUGGAGUGCAGGAGGUGUCUGCCAGCCCUCUCCAUACCAUGGUGAUCAGGGAUCCAGAUGCAGCCCAGCGACGCAGCAGUAGUAGCUCCUCAUCUGAGACUAUGACCACUUUUAAGCCCGCUCUGUCAGUCCGUAGACCAAGUGCUCCUUUAAGGCCCCCGCCUGUCAGACCUGUUCGACCGGCUCCUGUGAUUGGACAGGGCCAAGGACCUCACCGCUCCAGCAGCUCCAGUUCGUCUGGUUUGGGCAGCCCGAGCAUUACUCCCACUGACAGGGUCUUCCCCAAAGCACCGUCUCCAUCACCAUCCACCUCCUCUUCUUCCUCGGACAAACAAGGUAACAUGUAGCUCCAGUCAGACAAGUGGUUGAAGAAUGCUGUGGAUACAGAGUGAUUCAGAUUAUCAUCAUGUUCCUUCCCCUUUUUUUGGACGGCAAAACAAACAUUGACACCCGAUGAAUAUUUACCACUAAUCUUGUGUAGUGUAGGAUAGGUGCUUGUUUCUGCCCACAACAUCCACUCUGUUUCCACGUGUGUUGGGAACAAGUCAAUGUACUGUACUGCAGUGAUAUGUUACGCAAAAAUAGGAUUUAAAUCUAUGAGAAUUAUUUUAUAGUAAUGCUGUCAUGCUGAAUAGCCAUGCUGGGUAAAGGGAUGCACUGGAAAAUGCUUCUGUUUACUGAAACACAACAGAGAAGUAUCUCAAUGAAAUGUUAUUAGGUUACAAAGAUGCCAUGAGCGUGUUCUUUGUAAGUGGUUUCCUGCUCCAUUAUAAAGGGAAUACUUAAGGGAAUAUUUCACCACUAAUCAUGUAGACAUCUAGUCUGUGGUGGUGGUUCAUAAUAUUCCUUUUAUAUACCAUUUAUAUUGAAAGAAGUUGUCUCAGCAAGCCUGUCCCACAGCGUCACAGCAUAAGCAGACAGACAGACAACAUGGCCGGAUGGGGAAAACACAGUGGACCUGUCUCAAACUGCAGUUUUUCUAAUGACCACUAGAUGCUGGCUCCAAGGAAAUUGCAGCUGUGUAAUGUUAUCAUGGGCUUCGGCCCCAAGCCGUUAAAAGAUUCUAUACAAAACCUCUAUGCACGGUGGCUUUAAAUGAAAUCCUCCAAAUGUUACCUUGAAAUGUAAGGAGCUGGGUAAAGCUAAGAAAAAAGUGUUGGUGAAACUCCUGGCAGCAGACUGAUUGGCAACUAAAGCACAAAUGGGCCUAAUUGGCACCAGUUUGCCAGCUUGUGCUGCUGCUUCAGUCUGGCAAGUUUACGGCCACUGCGAUGGUAGUCUCAUUGUCCAAUAGCCUGUGUCAGGCAAAGUUGUGUCAGACGGCAGCAUUGCAGCUCCUCUUCUCCCUCCAUUUGUUACAUUUCCUCAGCAGUGGACCAGGACUGUUACAUACCCACUGUGAUUCUAAUAUUUGAUAGUGUCCACUCCGUGUCAGGACUGGGAAUCUGUUUCUAAAGUUACUUCUUAAUUCUUAUAUAUCAAAAGAAAAGUAAGUGAUUUCCUUAGCCAAAACUACUUUCUCUUUUUUCUUCAUCUGUUAAUGUCAGAAUGGGCCAGAGAGUAGCAAAAUAACCUGAAGUACAGUAAUACAAAUAAUACCGAAAGUUGUUGUGACCAUUAUAGAUAUGCUGUGCCUAUAAUUAAAACAAUGAAAUAAAGACAAACAUAAAAAAAGAGCUUAUAUUAUUGUCAACUCUCUAUAUUAAAGGAUUAGCUGUGUUACCUCAACAGACUCUCGUACACUUCAAAUGACUAAUGCACUUAUACAAAAAACACUACAGGGAACUGUGCUGCAUUUGUAAGUUUUGUGUUUUCAUUUUGAUGAACUUGUACUAGGAACAUGAUAUAGCACAUCAUCAUUGAAGCUUGUCAAGCCUCGUCUAGAGUACACAUGGUCACUGCAGGCUGUGCGUACGUUUAGCCAAACUUGUUUACUGUUGGUGAUAUUUGUGGUCCGUCUUAUGAGGAUGAUCAGUAUAUCUUUAAUGUGUAAUAGGUACAUCGGAAUGAAUAUAUACAUAUUGUUAAAGGACGCUUGUAAAAGUAACAUUGUAUGAUAGAAACAGGAUAUAUUAUCAUCUCUAGUGUGUAGAUUUUUGUAAUUCUUACCCUUGCACAGAAAUUGGUAAAACAAUAAAUCAAUGAAACCUCCCAGAAA